This is a messenger RNA of Cucumis melo (muskmelon), 856 nucleotides long. Its product is annotated as protein terminal ear1-like. Lineage: Eukaryota; Viridiplantae; Streptophyta; Magnoliopsida; Cucurbitales; Cucurbitaceae. The transcript is spliced from 3 exons. The record is from RefSeq and is a predicted model, not a curated record. Bases 38 to 451 code for a protein of 137 amino acids.
GAAGGAUCUUCUUCAGUUAUUAGACAGUUACUGUCUAAUGAUGAACCAACAGAGGGAUUCUCGACCUGAUUUCUGUUAUACCGAAUAUGAUUUCGUUUAUUUGCCUAUGGAUUUCAUGAGAUCAUGGUAUGAAGGAAAAGUGUCGAAUUUGGGAUACGCGUUUGUGAAUUUCACUACGUCGAGUGCUGCAUCACAGUUCUGUGGUGUGUAUCAUAAUUACAAAUGGGAUGUUAAUGUGAACAGAAAGAUUUGUGAGAUUACCGAGGCUAGGAUUCAGGGAAAGGAAGCAUUAAAGAAUGCAUUCAAGAAUAAAAUCUUCUGGUGUCGCAACGAUCAAUAUCUGCCUGUAAUGUUAUAUCCAGCUAGCAAUGGUCGUCGUCGUUACAGAAGGGUUAACGUGGGAAGGCGUAUACCUCGUCUUCCUCGGAAGCCACUUAAGAAAGUUGAGUAGUUGUGAUGAUGAAGAAUUUGAACUGCAUAGUUAGUUUUUAGUGUGUGUAGGAUGUUUGUAUGUUUUUUUUUUAAAGGUUGAUGGUAGAUGAAGGAGGACGUGUGUGUAGCUUGGUGUUUUCAUUGUCUCCCUGACCGUCAACAGUUUGUUUGGGGAGAAUUGAAAACAUGGAUGGCUGUUUGUUUGUUUGUAUGUUUGGUUUGUGGGUUUUUUCUUGGGAGACGAGGAUGAUGUUGGGUUACUUUCUGCAAUAUUAUUCUCUCCACUUUUACUUGUUUUUCUUGUAUAUCAUCUCUUUAUCAAAACCCGAACCUCACCACAUGUGGCACGUGUUCCUUCUGAAAAUGGUUAAGCUUUGAUCUUUUUCCAAGUUUUAGUGCUCUAAUAUAAAAAAAAUUACCUAAU